Molecule: messenger RNA, 936 nt
Organism: Etheostoma cragini (Arkansas darter)
Lineage: Eukaryota; Metazoa; Chordata; Actinopteri; Perciformes; Percidae
Product: zinc transporter ZIP1-like
Exons: 2
Coding region: 192-848 (218 amino acids)
Biological process (GO): zinc ion transmembrane transport
Cellular component (GO): plasma membrane
Molecular function (GO): zinc ion transmembrane transporter activity
Source: RefSeq, a predicted model, not a curated record
ACAUCUGAUCCACAUCUGAUCUUGUGUGUCCUCUUUCAGAUUUGCGGCGCCUGAUCAGCUGUUUUGCCGGUGGCGUCUUCCUGGCCACUUGUCUGCUGGACCUGCUGCCGGACUACCUGCAGACCAUCAACGAGGCCUUCAGCGACGCAGGAGUCACGCUCCAGUUCCCUCUGCCGGAGUUCAUCCUGGCCAUGGGCUUCUUCCUGGUCCUGGUCCUGGAGCAGGCGGUCCUGGCCUUCAAGGACCCAUCCCCGCCACUCGUGGAGGAGUGCCGGGCGCUGCUUGUGGACUCCGGCAUCCAGACUAAUGACAUGAACGUCCGCCUACGCUCCCAGCGCCGCGGCGCGUCCCAGGAGUUCGAUGGCGGCAACUUUCACCUGGACUCCGGGUCCCGUUCGGCGCUGCGGGUCUUCAUCCUGGUCUUCUCCCUGUCGCUGCACUCGGUGUUUGAGGGUUUGGCGGUGGGGCUGCUGGACAACGGGAAGGCGGUGCUGGAGACCUGCCUGGCGCUGAUCCUCCACCAAAGCCUCGUCUCCUUCAGCCUGGCGUUCAAGCUGAGCCAGGGCCGGCUGCGGCGUGCGGCCGUGGCCGGGUGCCUGCUGCUGUUUGCCGCCAUGUCGCCGAUUGGCGUCGGCGUGGGAGUGGCGCUCGGGGAGAGCAGGGCGCCCCCGCAGCACCGGCUGGCCCGGUGCACGCUAGAGGGCCUGGCGGCGGGAACCUUCGUCUACAUCACCUUCAUGGAGAUCCUGCCGCGUGAGCUCGGCUCCGGCGGGAACCGCAUCCCCAAGGUGGCCAUGCUGCUGGCGGGCUUCGCCGUCGUCACUGGCGUGCUCUUCAUCAAACUGUAACCAUAGGAUAACAUACCAUACCAUACCAUACCAUACCAUACGAUAGGACACCAUACCAUACCAUAGGAUACCAUACCAUAGGAUACCA